Messenger RNA from Stegostoma tigrinum, 1464 nucleotides. RefSeq names its product low affinity immunoglobulin gamma Fc region receptor III-A-like. Lineage: Eukaryota; Metazoa; Chordata; Chondrichthyes; Orectolobiformes; Stegostomatidae. Gene Ontology annotation, molecular function: transmembrane signaling receptor activity. The record is from RefSeq and is a predicted model, not a curated record. Bases 1 to 951 code for a protein of 316 amino acids. The transcript has 7 exons. Gene Ontology annotation, biological process: cell surface receptor signaling pathway.
AUGAUUGUACAAAUACAAGAAGGUUCCUCAACAGAGACUGGAACACCCGUACUAACGCUGGAGCCAAUGUGGAGGAGAUUCUUAACGGGUGACUGGAUCAUUCUUAGAUGUGAUGCUGGUCGAGAGCUUCAUUCUGUGAGAUAUAAGUGGUUCGUAAACAACAAUAUCAAAGAGUUCAGCGAGAAGAUUUACACCAUUGAGGCUGCUGGAAUAGAGCAUAAUGGGGAAUACAGAUGCCAAACUUUGACACAAACAACAGCCGACAGUAACAGCAUUCUCGUGAGAGUAUCCGUCCCUGUGAGCUGCCCAUCCAUCAGCUCAGAUCUGAAGGAGCCCGCUGUGUCCAUCGGUGACCACUUUCCCAUCCGGUGUACGUCUGAAAAUGGGACACUGCCUAUAAACCUCAUGCUUUACCACGACCACCACCCCCACCCCCUGAGGAACACAACAGUCGUUGACUCCAGGACAGCCACCUUCCAUGUCACCGUGCCACCUGAUGGGGAGGGCGCUGCGUACUCCUGUGGUGCUGCCAAUGCCGUUGCCCACGUUAUCAACUGCAGUGAGCCGCUCGUCCUCACUGUGUCAGGUCCCACUGGGAAAUUUGCUCUGCAGGUCGGAGGUUCUGCUGUUGCUGCCGUUCUCCUCAUUGUUUUCCUGCUUCUGUUUGCUGUCUGCAAACUCCAUCAUAAAGAGAGACAUCAGGACACCUCUGGUUCCCAAUCCAGGAGAGACACCAGCAGCCCCAAUCAUGAUGAAAUUGUGUACUCUGUUGUCCAAGCAAAGAAGAAAGAAGGAGGCUCCGUCAGGACAAGAAGAGAACCACAGGAGUCUGACAGUCGUGUGACUUAUGCGUCAUUAAUGUACCUUGAAACACCAAAGGUCCGAGAGGCAAGUGCCAGAGGGGAGGAAGAAAAUGGCUCGUCCAUCUACCAGAACUUUCAGAGGAGGUAGUCACAGAGAUCUGCUGCCCCUGCUGAUGAGGAAGAGAAGUUCCUUCUGGUGGCAGGCAGGGGUCUGUUCAUUUGUCAUCUUCAACUGAAGAAUGGACCAAAUCAACAUGGGAACUUCACAUCAGAGAAAUGUCACCUGGUUGUUCUGUCAUUCUAGAAUGCAGUUAGUUCCCCAAAUGCUGUGCACAUAUCCCUAACCCUCAGUAGCCGUAGAUGAACAGGAUGUCUUCUGCCCAAAGCUAUGGUUUAACAUCUUCACCCAAUUCUAAAUCCUCAUGUUUGGGAGCCACGUAGCAAUGGACUGCUGCCUCAUAUAGAGUCAUGCAGCACAGAAACUGACCCUUUGAUCCAACUUGUCCAUGCCAACCAAACUUCCCAAACUGAGCUCACCCCUCCUGCCUGUGCUUGGCUCAUAUCCCUCCAAACAUUUCUUAUUCAUUCAUUUAUCCAAGUGUCCUUUAAACAUUGUAAGUGUACCCGCAUCCAUCACUUCCUCUGGAAGUUCAUUCCAUAC